GCGAAAAUGGAAAACUACAACAUCUACGACGAGAUCGGCCGCGGGUCGCACUCGGUCGUGUACAAGGCGCGCCGGAAGCGCAGCAUCGAGUACGUGGCCGUCAAGAGCACUGGCAAAGGCCGGAAGGACAAGGUGCACAACGAGGUCCUGCACCUCAUCAAGCUCGAGUCGACGUACGUGCUCAAGUUUUACAACUGGUACGAGUCGAGCAACCACAUUUGGAUCAUCUUCGAGUACUGCAUUGGCGGCGACCUCCUCAAGCUCCUCGCCCAAGACACGGCGCUGCCCGAGACGUCGCUGCAGACCUUUGGCCACGAUCUUGUCCAUGGCCUCCACUACGUCCACUCGCACGGCGUGCUCUACUGCGACCUCAAGCCGGCCAACGUCCUCGUCGACGAGUAUGGCUCGCUCAAGUUGGCGGACUUUGGCCUUGCCCGGCGUAUACCCACGAUCGAGACACUCGAAAAGGAUCCGCUUGCUCCCGGGUCUCCGCACUACAUGGCGCCCGAGCUCUUUGAGGCGACGCCGGUGCACAGCUUUGCCUCUGACUUUUGGGCGCUGGGCUGCGUGCUCUACGAGCUCCGCGUCGGCGUGCAGCUGUUUCCCCACCGUGACUUUAACCAGCUCCGGCACUCGAUCCAGACGACGCACCUCGCAUUUCCAGAGGCAGUGGACAUGUCGGAGCCGUUCAAGGAUCUGCUACGCCGGCUCCUCGAGCCCGACCCUGCGCGUCGCAUGACCUGGACCGAGCUCGUGCAGCAUCCGUUCUGGGACGCCGCGCUGGCGCUCGACACGAGCGCGCUUCCGGCACAAGACCUCUUUGCUGCCAAAUACCCCUCGACAGUCGAGACAACGACACUGUGGGCAGCCCCCGCUGAGAAGGCCGGUCGUCCGGCGUCCCCGCAGCUGGCGUCUCCUGCCAAGCCGCAUACUAGGGAUACGCCGCUCCUGCACUCGAGCGACGACAACGUCAAAGUGCGUCCUGCGACCGCGCCCGACCACGUCGCCGACAACCAAGCAUCCCAUGAUGACGCUAUGCCGCGUCCUCCAAGUCCACCGCGGACGGCGCCGGCGAUGAGUCGCCCGACGCCGAUGGACAAGAUGCAGCACGUCGCGCUGCCCGGCAAGGCGGCGCACCAGCGCAUUUACACGACCGCCGACUGCGCCGUGCGUCCGAUCGUGAGCUGCGACGAGAUCGAAGUCGUGUCGGUGCCGCGCUACAAAGAAGCGAGUUUGCCAGUACGACCCGCAGUACGCUUUGACGUCCCCGGCGAGCUCGAAGCGCACUUGGAGCAGCUGUAUCUCUUCUUGCGCGGCGAUGCGGGUGCGAGCGAGAAGCACAACGCCCUCGCCUACCUCUGCACGUUGGUACCAACGCCCAAGAUUGCCAAUGUCGUCGCCAAUAGCUCGCUCCUCACGCUGCUCGUCAAGCUCCUCGAUCGAUCGACGUCGUCGGCGCUCUCAACGCGCCUCGGCUUGGUCCUCGGUCUCAUCGUGCGACAUGCUGCGUUCAUUAGCACGGACGCACUCCUUGCGACCGAUGGGCUUGUUCCCGUGCUGCUCCGCGUCUUGCCGUCGGCGUCCGAGGCACUGGGCCGUCGCGCCACGGCCUGUCUCGGCGAACUCGCAUUUUACCUCUCGACCCUGCCCAGUGCAGCGUUUCCUUCGACCCUCGUCGAUGCACUCGUGUGCGCCGUGGAUGUACCGGACGCCAUCACGCGCCACUACGCAACGCAAGCGAUCUGCAACAUCCUUGCAACUGCAUCGACGGCCACGGCUUUGCGGGACGCGUUUCUCAAAGUGUCGUUGCUCGACGCGGUCUUUCGGCGCACCACCGACGCCGACGCGUUGUCGCUGCGGGUCGCCUCCAUGCACCUCGCGUCGCAAAUCCUCAAGCACGCGUCGUGCCCUGACCCGUUUCUCGAGCGCACGGUGCUCGUCUUGCCGAGUGUGUGGGCGUGCGUCCUUGUCGGCGACGCCGCGCUGGCGGUCCCGUCGCUCAACAUCCUCAACUGCGUGCUCGCGGCGAGACCGUCGGUGCCCGUCACAUCGAUCGUGUCCAUCAGCGACAUUGCGCUGCUGUUGCAAAAGAGGAAUUGGACCUCGACGCUCAUGCCACGACGACCGAAACCCUCGGGCGGUUCCAACACACGAACGCGCGUCUGCGCACGCUCCUCCAAGGCAAGCUCCUUCUGCUCUUGUACUUUGGUCUCCAGGCCAGUCGUGACUUUGCACUGGCGUUCGUCGCGGCGCAUCUCCUCGACGACGUCGAGCGCUGUCUCCAUGCGGCGCAGACGUACGUCGCACACUCGGCCGCGCAGGUCGUUUCGCUCGCCGGUCGCAUCGCGCUCGAGCUCACGUUCACACUCGCGUCGUCGUCGUCGCCGCCAUCGAGCGUCGUCGAGCUCUUUGAGACGCUUCUCGGCCGCCAGCUACUCGCGCUACCGCGCUGCCGGCACCAGUUUAUGGCGAUGCUCCGCGCCAACGAGCACGAAGAGUUUGAGUGUUUCGUGCUCGGGUCGACCGAGCUCUUGAAACACCCGGAGCUGCAGACGUGCAUGGUGCAGCUGCUCGUGCCUGUGUUUGCGACCGACGACAUCCUCCUCGGCACCGAGCGCGACGGUCUCUGGUUCGAAUCCGCGCUCGUGGCGGUCGCGGACCUUUUGCUCUCGGCGCCCGACAUGCCCGAUAUGCUCGUGGCCGCGAUCCGCGUGCUCUUCAGCGCUCUCAACAUCCUGCCACGCACCGAGAGCCGCGACGUCUUUGUGCUGCAGGCGCUGCUGCCCACGUAUCGGUCGCUUCUCACGAACGGCCACCACGUGGUCGUCCUGCGCUUCGCCAUCGAGCUCCUCUUUGACUUGGUGCAACAAGACGCUUCGUAUGUGGCGAUCGUGCACCGCCUCGAGCUGCUCCCGUCCAUCUUCCGCUUGCUGCUCCACCCUGACACGAUCUCGGCCAGUGCGACGCAGCUCGUGCGCCGCCUUCUGGAAGCCCACGACGUCUUGCCGACCGAGGUGCUCUACGAACUCGGAUUGCCCAAGACGCUGGCGGUCUGUAGCGCGCACUGCGCCGCCAACAAGCUCUGGAGCUGCGCGAGCGAUGUCGGGCAGAGUAUGUACAGUCUGCUGUACGCCCAGUACGACGCGCCGACCGACGCGCGUCUGCUGUAUGCGCAGAGCCACGCCGUGCUCGUCGAGGCGCUUCCGAGUCUCCUCGUCGUGUGUGCCGCCGACAUGGCGGACAACGAGGACGCCCACGAACACGCAUCGCGCUGUGUCUCGCUUCUGUGCCAGCUCUUUGGGGCCGAAGCCAGCGCAAUGCUUCUGCGCAAAGGACUCGCGAGCUUCCUCUCGGCGCUACGUGCCUCGUGCGCCGCGGUGCUUUUCCGCUUGCUAUUAGGUCUCAAGAGUCUGGUCAGCGAGCACCGAUCCAGUCUGACCAAAGACCCGCACUGGCCGCACCUCAUUGAACGUGUGCUCGGUAUCGGCAGUGAGGACCAAGGCCGCAAGUCGACGCUUCUCGCGCGCGAAGUCUACCAUCUCAUGACCGCGCCAUAGCUUUUCUCUACUGUAUUACACGCUGCUUGUUCUUGCCAUCGAC
Messenger RNA from Saprolegnia parasitica CBS 223.65, 3600 nucleotides. Its product is annotated as ULK/ULK protein kinase. The record is from RefSeq and is a predicted model, not a curated record. Bases 7 to 2535 code for a protein of 842 amino acids. Lineage: Eukaryota; Oomycota; Saprolegniomycetes; Saprolegniales; Saprolegniaceae. Gene Ontology annotation, molecular function: protein kinase activity; ATP binding; microtubule binding. Gene Ontology annotation, biological process: protein phosphorylation; cytokinesis by cell plate formation; phragmoplast assembly. The transcript has 11 exons.